Messenger RNA from Fusarium musae, 1815 nucleotides. RefSeq lists its product as uncharacterized. Gene Ontology annotation, biological process: regulation of DNA-templated transcription; DNA-templated transcription. Gene Ontology annotation, molecular function: zinc ion binding; DNA-binding transcription factor activity, RNA polymerase II-specific; DNA binding. The record is from RefSeq and is a predicted model, not a curated record. The transcript is spliced from 3 exons. Bases 1 to 1815 code for a protein of 604 amino acids. Lineage: Eukaryota; Fungi; Ascomycota; Sordariomycetes; Hypocreales; Nectriaceae.
AUGUCGACUAUCCCGGUAAAGCGCGGCCAGGUCUGCGACAACUGCCGAUUCCGCAAGGUCAAGUGUGAUCGCGGGCUGCCCUGUAAGAACUGUCACAUCGGAGACCUCCGUUGCCAGUAUCGCCACAGCAUUCGGAGGAAAGGCCCAAAGCAGGGUCAAGGGAGACGACAGACGCAGCUGAGACAGGGUCUGGGUAUUGAUGAGUAUCAAUUCCAGAUACUUACCUCGGAAGCGCCGCCUGGAUCUAUCAGUAACGCCAAUAGUCGCCAAGAUCCCUCAAUAGACCAACCCGACGCCCGGUCAUUCUCAUCUCCACCAACAAACAUCGACUCUGCUCCACAACCAGAGCCAGAACCGGAAUCGGAUUCGACAACACCUCCUAAUGACGCGACUAUCAAUACUGGAGACCUCUGCAAACGCAUGUCACUAUCGCUCGUUGCUCACAUACGGCUCUGCCAGAGAUUUCUCUACCCCAUUAUGCCAGUCGUCGACGACGACGUCCUCGCCGAUGCAGCCCGACUGGACGACAUACCACCUUCCAGAUACGCUCUAAUCCUUGCAAUAUGUGCCGCAACAAGAAUGCAACUCCGGCUUGACAAGAGGAUCGACAACUGUGAGAAUGACCUGAAUACGCAAAUCCCAGCCGAGCCACGUUUGACAGGAGACAUGCUCGUCAACUUGGCUGAGACCUCACUCCGCCAAUACAGCGUGAUAGAUGAUACGACUCUCGAUUCAGUACUCGUCUCCUUCUUCCUAUUUGCAAGCUAUGGUAAUCUCAAUGAUCCGCGUCACGCCUGGUUCUAUCUCAAUCAGAGCAUCACCCUCGCUCAGUCUCUUGACCUGACAAAAGAGUCUGGCUACUAUGGUCUACCCGCUGAACAACGCGAGAAGAGACGACGCGUUUUCUGGCUUCUCUUUGUUACAGAAAGAACCUUUGCACUCCAGCACAGAAGAUCCGUCAUGCUCCGAAGCACAGUCAACAAGCCCCAAAUCGUCGAUUCAAAUUGCCCCGUAGUGAUGCACGAUUUUAUAAAUCACAUUCGCCUUUUCGAAUCCCUCCCAUAUUCACUGUACGAAUGGCAGCCGGAGGGCGAUGAUCAGCGCUUCGAUGACUUGAAGCUUGUAAAUACAAUCAACGAGAAGCUCUGCAGUGUGCAGCCAGACCUGUCGAUCAUAGAGAGUCAACGAUUCGAUACGCUCAUCACUCAACAGUGGUUACGGAUAUCCAUGUGGAGGAUUGCAUUUGGCCAGAAUCCAUCGUCGGCGUCUGGCUUCGGACUACUUCUUCCGCCUUCGCUUCCAAUGGAUGCAGGCAAGAUCAUCAUGUCUGCCUUGGGGUCUGUUGGAACUAAGUCGAAAGACUGCCAUGGCAUCGGGAUGGAACAAAAGCUUUUCGAUGUCGGCGUCAGUCUCGCAGAUACCGCCCAACUCCCUGGCUGGACCUAUUCUGCACUCGAAAAUGGCCCUCGGGACUUGCUCUCCGUCGUGAUCCAUGCUCUAUCAGCCGUUCGAGGCGCUCAGUCUCACUUGUUGCCCAAUCUUCUCAAGCACUCAGAGACAUUAUUUGCUCUUGCAGAUCCCAGCGCGCAUCUCGAUCUCCAAUGGGAUAUGCAAGAUGCUGGAAAUGAUGACAGGCCAGCGAUUGUUGAGGAACUGUCGCCCGAAGAUGAACAGCCCGUGGAUCCGUUGGGCUGGGUACCAGAUGGUAAUCUCGAUAUGCUGGAUUUGAGUACACCUGUUGUGACGACAAGUUGGGAGGAUGCCACGAGGUCGUGUGGCCAGUUUGAUCCCGAGAUCGGACUUUCUUUCAACUGA